Messenger RNA from Schizosaccharomyces octosporus yFS286, 5762 nucleotides. RefSeq names its product nuclear pore complex associated protein. Gene Ontology annotation, biological process: protein import into nucleus; mRNA export from nucleus. The transcript has a single exon. Gene Ontology annotation, molecular function: structural constituent of nuclear pore. Lineage: Eukaryota; Fungi; Ascomycota; Schizosaccharomycetes; Schizosaccharomycetales; Schizosaccharomycetaceae. Gene Ontology annotation, cellular component: nuclear pore. The record is from RefSeq and is a predicted model, not a curated record. Bases 150 to 5510 code for a protein of 1786 amino acids.
CAAGCUUUUUAUACGAAUAGCAAUAAUGAAGUGCUUCUAUCAAGGACUUCGCGACACUUAACCACCACAGUAAUAGGUAAGAACGUGUUCUAAGCAAAGUUGAGGCUUCCAAUAAAAUAUUAUUGACAGGAAGCUCUCUGUUUGUCGUCAUGCACGAUUCUUCCUGGGAUACAGCCGAUAUCCAUGGAGUUUCACAGUUUCUUGAUGUAUCGCAAGCUACCAUCAAUAGCUUACUGCAUCAGGACUUAUUUUCGUCCAUCUUUUCGUCUAUUAUAAAACGGUAUAAAGAAUAUGGAAAUUUAAAGAACAAAGAAGUAAUUGCCGAAGUAAACUUUGAGCAACAAUCUCGAGUUUUGGAAAAGAAAUUGCUCGAAUCUGAGAAACAACUGGACGCAUCUAAGUUUGACAACGAGAGUCUUCGAAAGUCACUCGUUUUAUCUGAAGAAAAUUCUAAAAAGAAUUACGAUUUAUAUCAAAAUGCUCAGAAAGACGCAGGGGCAUUGAAGGCAGAACGCGAUGAAGCGAAAAGUGAAUUUGAACGGAUAUACAAAGAAAAUUCUCGGCUUCGAGAAUCGCUUGUUCAGAAUUCAAAAGAUUUGCAGGAGAAAAGUACUGUAAUUGAUGGCUAUAAAAGCCAGCUGUUAAUGUACAAUCGGAAAGUCUUAGAAGUAGAGCAUUUACAACAGCAAGUGCAAUCAUCAAAAUCUUCUUACGAUUUCGAACUGCAGAAACUAAAUAAAAACAACACGAUCUUAGAAAACAACAACACGUGGCUCAAUCAGGUCGUGGAAGAUGUGAAUAACAAGUUAUUGAAGCUCCAUCAAGUUACUUCGGUGGAAAAAUCACAACUCAAUUCCCAACUGACGGAUGCGAACUUGAACAAUGAUCUUUUGCGAAGCAAAGUGGAUGCAUUAACCAAGCAGUGUGCAGAAAUUCAAUUGAAGCAUGAAACAUGCCUUAACGAACUGUCUGAGGUAAAGAAACAAUAUGAAAAUGCCGUUUUUUCGUUUCAAAAAGACUUAGCGUCCGAAAACCAAUUGACGGAUCUAUGGAUUGAUAAAUAUAAGAUGCUUCAAAAGCAUUCUGAGCAUCUUCAGAAUGCCAAUUCUGAGUUGAAUACAUUACUCAGAGAUGCCCAAGAGUCUCUUGAGAAUCAAAGUUCAGUUUUUGAAAAGAAUGUAUCUUCUUACCAGUCUACUCUGGAGUUCUUGAAGAAGGAAAUAUCAAGUCUGGAAUCGCAGCUUACUUUAGCGAAUGAAAGGCUUGCUAACUCUGAAGAUUCCGAUUUUUCUUUCUCCUUAAAAUCUAGAGAGCAGUCAUUGUCUGUAUCCGAUUUGUACACAGAAAGGUUAUACUUUAAGCAAAAAUACGAACAAUGUAAACAGCAAGUAGAUCGUUUACAACGAAGCCUGAAUGAAACAAUGAGCGAGGUAAAUAUGCAACACCCUCUUAUCAAACAACAAUUCGCACGUUUUGAUGAAAAACAAAAGGAGAUUGCUGCAAUUAGUCAGCAAUAUCAAAAGUCUUUAUCACAUUUUAAAAAAAUACAGUCAGAUUACAAGACUGUUGAAAUACAACUUAAGGAUAAAUCUAAGGAAAAUAAGCACUAUGAGCAACAAAUUGGUGAUCUAACUCACCAAGUACAAUUCUUACUUCACGAAAUAGACCUUCGCGAUUCCGGAAUGAUGUUUACCGCUCAGGAGCGUCAAGUAUUUAGAAGUUUAGUAGAGAAAUCUUUAGAUUCUGCUGAAAGCGACACUAACCAGCUUAUAUCUGAUCGGCUUGUUACUUUUAAAAAUAUAGCUGAAUUACAGCAACAAAAUCAAAAGUUGCUUUCGGUUAUUCGUGACCUCGCCCAAGAAUUGGAAAAGCACGAAAGUGUUUCUGAUGCUUCAAACGUUCAAAAUGAUACUUUGUUGAAUGCUAAUCGUAUAAUUGAUGAACUUACUCAGCAAGUGGAGUUCAUGAAUGAACAACUUGAUGGUUGUAUUAAAGAACGUGACUUUUUCCGAACUUUAGUUCAGGAAAAUGAUCUUUUGAAGCUUAAUGAUGAUAGCUUGGACUUGAAUAAGGCGAUGAAACUAAAGGAAAAAUUAGGCAACCAACGGUCAUCCAUACAACUUGACUUAAUAACGGAAGAAUUCGAAACUUUCAGAUCUAUUGCGAAUGAAAAGGAAAGGAAAGUAUUGGAGAAGGUCGAAUCUUUGGAAACAGCUAAUCAUGAUCUGCAGAAUCUCAAUUCAGCUAUAAAGGUUGAUUUGACCAAGGUCCUUGAAGAGUGCAACAACUAUGAGCUUAAGUUGAAGACAAGUGAAAAAGAGAACAGUGUAUUGCACGAAAAAUACAGAUCUUUGCAAGAGCAGUACUAUAAUAAUUUACAAGAAUAUCAAACCAUAGUUGGUCAGCUAAGUGUAUAUACUAAGCAAGUGGAAACUUAUCGAUACGAUCUUGAAAACUUACACAAAGAAAAGAACCUUUGGAACAGUGUUGAGUCGAAACUAAGCGCAGAAUGCUCGCAACUUAACGCUUCCUUGUUGUCUGUAAAGCAAGAAAACAACCAACUGAGAGCGCAAUUACAAGUUCAUGAACAAGAACAUGAUUGUAUUGUUAAUCUUUUAAAUAACCGUCUUUCUGAAUGUUCUGUGGAUUUACGAAAUGCGAACGCUAAGAUCUCCGAAUAUACUGAUGACAUAAAGAACAUCACCAUGCAGAAUUCUUACAACAUAAAAGAUUACCAGAUGCAAUUGAAUACCAUGGGAAGCAAAAUUUCUGAGCUGAAACAGGAGCUCACGUCUCAGGUUACUCGCUGCACGAGUCUUGUUAAUGAGAAUCAGGAGCUCAAGAAUAGUUUGAAAUUCACCCAAGAAAGAUACAUGAAUUUACAAACGAAUAUCUUAUCUCCAAAAUCAUUCGGAGAUCCAGUAACAGCUGACACAAGUAAUCUUAUAAAAGAUUUGGAUGCAGCUAAAGAAAAACUUCAAAACCUUGGUGAUGAAUAUCAAAAGCUCCAACAAAAGUGCUUAGCAUCUGAAAAAACGCUGGAACUGAUGAAUGAAACCCAUGAUCAAUUUAAGCAUAUCAUGGAGUCGGAGUUACAAGAGAGGGAGGACAAGAUAAAAAAUCUCUAUGCAGAAGUGAGUCAGUUAAAGCAAGAUGUUAGUGUAACCGCACAAGAAAAAGAUCUAAAAAUUCGUGAGCUAACGGCCCAAAUCGAGAAUUUAACCAAGGAGAAAGAUGAACUGACGAAUUUUAAUGAAGAAAAUAAGCUUAUGCAUGAUGAAACCGAGAAAACAAUUAGUCAUUUGAAAAGUGACUUGGAGAAACAGAUACAAUUAACUAAAGAAGCUCAUUCUAAUUUCGAGACUGAAAUCAUAAAUCACGGUUCGACUACUCAAAAGCUUUAUGACAUGCGUAGCAAAUAUGAAGAAGUAAAAGCAAACUACCUUGAGCUGAAAUCUAAAUCUGAGGAAUGGACGACAAUGCAUGCGGACUCAGAAGAUAAUUGGAAAAAACAAAAGGAUAAUUUGGAAACCGAGUUAGCAUCAUUAAAAGAACAACUAAGUGGUUUGGAGUCGCAGAAUAGAAUAUUACACUCUCAGUUUGAUUCUGUCAGCCAUCAGGUUGAAUUCUUGCAAAAUAAUUCUUCACAAGAUACAGCUCUUAUAUCUAAAGUAGAUCCUACUGGAGAUAGCGAGUUGCGUGAGCUUGUCAAUUACCUUCGGCACGAUAAAGAAAUUACUGCUAAUAAACACGAGCUAGCUUCAUUGAAUAAUAAACGGCUAAGUCAACAGGUUAAAAGUCUUCAAGGGACUAUCGAUUCUUUAAGUUUUGAGAUUGCCAGGUUGAGAGGAUCUGCGGAUUCCGGUAAUUCUCAAAAUCAAGCGUUGUUAAGUGGAUCUGACGAAUUGCGUCUUUUAUACGAGAGCAAUGAACUCCUUCGCAAAGAUAAUGAACUGAAACGCAACAAGUCUGAUACUAUGGAAUCCAGACUUAUUGACGUUGAGAGCAAAUUUGAUUCUUUAAAUAUUGAAAUUAAUGAUCUUAGAAUUGAAUUGGACGCCAAGAACGAGAGUAUAAAAUUACUCCACGAAGAUAACGAAAGAUGGAAGACUCGUUUUCAAUCUGUUUUGACUAGAUAUGAAAGAAUGGAUCCAUCACAAUAUGAAGAGCUGAAGACCAAGUUUGACCAUCUUCAUGCUGAAAAGCAGGAACUAGAAUCUGCCUUUCAAAAGCUGAAAGAAGAGGAUGAGAAGCACAAAGGAGAUUCGGAGCAAAUAUCAGCCUUAAAAACGGAAGUUGAACAGCUUAAUGCAAAGAAUGUUAAGUUAGCCAGUGCUUGGAACGAACGUUAUGAAAGUCUUAUUAAUUCAAGCAAAGCUAGAUUCUCUCAAUUAAGACAGGAAAUUACAACAAGGGACAAAGAGUUAGGAUCUCAGAAAGAUGAAAAUAAGAAUCUUUCGAAAGAGCUUGAAAAUAUGCGCGAAGAAGCUAAGACAAAUUCGGUCGAAGAAAAAGAAACAGUCUCUAAAGAUGAAUUCCAACAAUUGGAGCAGCUAAGAGACUCAUUGGAGAAAGAACUUUCUGCUGCUAAGGAAAAUCUGGAAUCGUUGACUAAACAAAAAGAAACCGAGCUUUCUUCUAAUUCUAGUCACUUAGAGGAAUUAGAAAAACAGCUAGAGCUGAAGAUGCAGGAGAAUGAAAAGCUUUCCCAAAAGAUAGAUGAACUCUCACGAGAACUUGCUUCCGUAAAAGACGCUCAACUUCAACAAAUACCAUCAGAUAAUCCCGAAGCUGUUGAUUUCCAGAAGAAGUUAGAAACAAUAAAGAACGACUUCAGUAAAGAUAAGGAUGCAUGUCUGGAAGAUAUGCGCUCAAAGCUUUUAGAAGAAAAAUUUGAAGAACGUGAAAAUCUUCAAAAGGAGCUGAACGAGAGCAAAACAACAAUAGAGACUCUGAAAUCUGAUCUGCAGUCACUGAAGAAUGAGCCCAACAAUAAAUCCGAGCCUGAACUAGAAAAUAUAGUAAAGGAAAGAUUAGAGAAGGCGUUACAAGAAAAAGAUGAUGCGUUCAACAAUCGGCUUAAUAGAGCUGUAGCGGAGACAGAAAUUCGAAAUAAAGCGAAGUUAUCGAUUUACGAGAGAAAAACUCGAGACCUACAAUCGAAAGUUGUCGAACUUGAAGGGACAAUCAAUCGUCUGAACGAGCAGUUGAAGACACAAAAUACUACAGAAAGCUCUUCGAAGCCCAAUGUUGCGAAAGGCAAAGACUCUUCUCAGAUGUCCAAUCAAGGUGAUCAAUCUGUCAAAUCUCUAAGCUCUAGAUUACAAGCUACCGGUAAUAAGCAAAAGCCAAAUGUUGCUAAACCCGCCGUAGCGCGACCUGUACCAAUGAAGCCGGAAAGCGGAAAAUUGUCUAUUACGGGUGCUUCUAAACGUUUAGCUACUGCCAAAAAUGCAGGCCAAGCCAAACGUCAACGUGAUGAUUCUAACAAAAAGGAUAAUUCAAAAUGAAUUUAACUACAAGUCUGUUUUUCUAGCGGUUAUGAAAAGUGAUGGGAUUAAAGUACCUUAAUAUUUAGCGUUGCCUACGAUUAAUCAGAACCAACCUUCAAAUUUUGGUUUAAAAAAUAAUAAUUAUUAUUAUUCUGUAGUACUACAUUUUUUAGUUCAGAAGUAAAGAGACUACAGAUAUUGAAGGCAACAAAGUAGACGAUUAGUCCACUUAAAUAGCAUUAGGAAGUAAUAAAAGCAUUUGUGAUGAAG